Molecule: messenger RNA, 2260 nt
Organism: Apaloderma vittatum (bar-tailed trogon)
Lineage: Eukaryota; Metazoa; Chordata; Aves; Trogoniformes; Trogonidae
Product: low-density lipoprotein receptor-related protein 3-like
Exons: 4
Cellular component (GO): plasma membrane
Molecular function (GO): protein binding
Source: RefSeq, a predicted model, not a curated record
UUUUAAGAACUUUGAUUUGGAAGACUCUCAGAAGUGUGCAGUAGACUGGUUGAUGAUUGGUCCCUCUUCCAAGAGGGAGGAAUACAAAGUGUGUGGAUCUUCCAUACCCCCGUCUUUCAUCUCUGCCAGAGACCAUGUCUGGAUAUUUUUUCACUCAGAUGCAUCAAGCUCAGGACAGGCUCAGGGAUUUCGCCUUUCUUAUAUCAGAGGCAAGAUAGGUCAGGCUGAAUGCCAGUCAGAUGAAUUCCGUUGUGCAAAUGGAAAGUGUAUUCCCAGCACUUGGAAGUGUAAUUCCAUGGAUGAAUGUGGCGAUAACUCGGAUGAGAGAAACUGCACUGUCCCUUCCACAGAGCCUCCGUCCAGCAUCUGUCCCUCAGGAAUGUUUCAGUGCAGUGCGGCCCACUCCACCAAGUGCUUGAUGAAUGAGCUGAGAUGUAAUUCAGUUAAGGACUGCAGUGAUGGUUCAGAUGAAGACAAUUGUCCUGAUCUUUCCUGCGGCAAAAGGCUGGGUAAUUUUUAUGGAUCUUUUGCUUCCCCGGACUUAUUCCGUGCUGAUCACAGCAGAUCAGACCUUCGUUGCACGUGGUACGUGGACACACAAGAUAAUCGACAUGUUCUGUUGCAGCUUGAUUUGCAGUUAGGCUACAACGACUACGUGAAGGUGUAUGAUGGCAUCGAAGAGAGAGGUGAUAAAUUAAUGCAAACGUUUUCGUACCACAACAAUAGGCAUUCAGUGAGCGUGGAGUCAUCAAAAGGCCAGCUCACUGUCUCGUAUCAUGCCCGCUCCAAGAGCACUGGCCAUGGGUUCAAUGCUACCUAUCAGGUGAAGGGCUAUUGCCUUCCUUGGGAACAUCCUUGUGGAAGCGAUGAGGAGUGUUUCACAGAUAAGCAGCGUUGCGAUGGCUGGUGGCACUGUCCAAAUGGCAAGGACGAGGAGAACUGUCCGGCUUGCCAGAAGAAUGAAUACCCAUGUGAGGGAAAUAGUGGGCUUUGUUACUCGAUACUUGACCGCUGUAAUAACCAAAAGAACUGCCCAGAUGGCUCGGAUGAAAAGAACUGCUUUACUUGUCAGCCAGGAAACUUCCAUUGUGGUACAAAUCUGUGCAUCUUUGAGACUUGGCGCUGUGACGGCCAAGAAGACUGCCAGGAUGGAAGCGACGAACAUAACUGCCUGGUGAUCGUUCCCAGGAAGGUCAUCACAGCUGCUCUGAUUGGGAGUCUCGUGUGUGGCUUGCUCCUGGUGAUAGCACUGGGGUGUGCAUUUAAAUUAUAUUCUCUGAGGACCAGGGAAUACAGAGCGUUUGAGACCCAAAUGACACGUCUCGAGGCAGAGUUUGUGCGACGGGAAGCUCCGCCUUCCUACGGGCAGCUAAUUGCCCAAGGACUUAUCCCCCCAGUUGAAGACUUCCCCGUGUACAAUGCAUCACAGGCUUCUGUGCUGCAGAACAUACGAACAGCCAUGAGGAGGCAGAUGAGGCGACACUCAUCAAGACGGAGCUCAUCUCGGCGGCGCUUGGGCAGGCUCUGGAACAGACUCUUCCACCGACCUCGGGUGAGAGGACAGAUCCCCCUCCUGACACCUGCCCGCACUUCACAGACUACACUGGGUGAUGGAAUCAUCAACCGUGCUGAUGGGACUAUUCGGAGUCCUCCGCCUUCCCCCGAAGGACCUAGUUUAGAGACAAAUGCCAAUGGCCAGACCAGGGGCCUACAAGAAGCUGGAUGUAGCAGCUUGCAGCCAGAGACUGAAAUCACAGAGCCAUCGCCUUCAAAUGUCUUACCAAAUACUUGCACAGCAGCACACGCAGAACCUGAGACUGGACGUGCUGAUAAAUCUUUAGGUGCUGAGACCUCUGGCAAUGAGCUUAAGCAGUCCAGUAAAGUGGAUUCAGGAAAGACUUUCAGAGAUCCUGUAUCUGAAAGCGUUACACAAACAAUCCGUGGAGGGUCAGCGUCGAGGAGGACUGUCCCAGAGGACAGUAGAAGUCAUCCGCUGAGUGAAGAGCCAUGUAGGUUACCCUUAAAAAAGUGGGAGUCUGCUUAUCCAGACACCCCUAAGCAUGUUCAUAUCCAGGUGGAUGGACAAGACCGAUGCUGCCCUAACUCAUGCCGGGAGGAGCCUUUGGGUAUUCAUGCGGCUUGUUGCCAUUCUGUGGAAGUGCCAAUGUUAGAGUCCUCUACUCCCCUCUCCGAUAUCAAUACCAGUGAUGACGAAUCUUUACUUGUUUGCUAAUAAAAAUUUUUGGUUUGGUCCUGUAAA